GAAUAAACCAUAUUUAAACCAUAAGACGAAUAAACAGCUCCUCAGCGCUCAGCCUCCAUCGGAAAUUUGAACACCUAGUCUGCAACGGUCCGUAUUUCAUAUCAAGAAUUCAAAAUCUGGAACGAGACAAACCCAAAUUCAAUAGCUUCGCCAACCGGCGGCAAGAGAAAGAUGGGUGUGAAGAACCUGUGGGACAUCUUGGAUUCGUGCAAGAAAACUCUCCCUCUUCACCAUCUCCAGAACAAGAGAGUGUGCAUAGAUUUAUCGUGCUGGAUGGUUCAACUUCUCAAGGUUAACAUAUCCUAUAGCGCUCUCAAAGAAAAAGUUUACCUUAGGGGUCUCUUCCACCGCCUCAGAGCUCUCAUUGCUUUAAAUUGCACCGUCAUCUUCGUUACUGAUGGAGCGAUUCCUGCGAUCAAAUCUGCAACUUACAGGCGGAGAUUAAAAGAGGAUCCAAACCUACAGAUACUUACAUCGAUUAAAAGAAACCGUGGAUCUGCAUUUUCAAGCGUGAUAAAAGAGGCUAAAGUUCUUGGCAAGGCACUUGGCAUUUCUUGCUUAGAUGGGAUUGAAGAGGCUGAAGCACAGUGUGCAUUAUUGAACUCAGAAUCUUUAUGUGAUGGAUGUUUUACUUCAGAUUCUGAUGCAUUCCUGUUUGGAGCAAGGACUGUGUAUAGGGAUAUUUGCCUUGGUGAAGGUGGCUAUGUUGUUUGCUAUGAAAUGGAUGAUAUUGAGAGAAAACUGGGGUUUGGAAGGAACUCAUUGAUUACUCUUGGUGUUAUUCUUGGAGGGGAUUACUCACAAGGAAUUCUUGGGCUUGGUAGGGAGUCUGCUUGCCAGAUUGUUAAAUCAUUAGGUGACACUGCUGUUCUUCAACGAAUAUCAUCAGAAGGAUUAUUACCUUUUCUCAAGAAGAAGAAAAAUUCAAGAAGGCAUAUCAAAGCUGUGCAUUCUGAUGACAAAGAGAACUUUCCUGUUAAUAAAGGCGGUCCAGAAGGAAGUGGAUGUGAUUUGCAAAGCGAUGAUGAAGUAUUGCAAGUGGUAAAUGCUUAUUUGGAGCCUAGAUGUCAUUCAGCGGACUCUGAGGUUGUUCAGAGUGUUCUUGCACUAAAUCCAUUUGAUCGAAGUCAACUUCAGCAGAUAUGUGCAAAGUACUUUGAAUGGCCUCCAGAGAAAACAGAUGAGUACAUCCUCCCUAAGAUUGCUGAAAGAGAGUUAAGACGGUUUUCUAAUUUGCGUUCUGCUUCAUCCAAAGUGGGACUCCAGGUUCCCUUGGACAUGAUGCCCAUUAAGUGUCACAUUAUAAAAGAAAGAAAAGCUCAGGGAAGACACCUUUUUGAAGUAUCAUGGGAAGGAGUCCACGGACUAGAGAAAUCCAUAGUUCCAGCAGAUCUUGUACAGAGUGCUUGCCCUGAAAAGGUAAUGGAGUUUCAGGAAAGAAGAGCUCAAAGGAAGAAGCCUAACAAUAAGAAACCAACACGGAGAAAAGUAGAAAACAUCACUCCCUCCUCCAAAGAACUCGACUCCAAGCUCCAAGCGCUCCUGCUAGAACUUGAUCAAGAAAACACAACCGUCUUAAACCGGAUAACCAUGUCGAAUCCAACAGAUGACAAUCUGCAGCUCAACACAAUGUCAGCAAGACUUGCAUCAUCUGAAAAUGAGGUGACUGACCUCACAAGUCCUUCACAGCCAAGCCGUGUUUUUUCUUGUGUAGAAGACAUCGAUGACGUUGGAGGGAAUACAACAGAAGUGAUUGAUCUGUUGACCCCUCCUCCACGAGGCAUUGGAAUGGGCAAAUGUCAAAAUGAAGAUGAUGGUGUUAUUAUCCUGCUAAGUGAUUCUGAAUCUGACAUGUUUUCUCCGGACCAUAUUAAGAAAGGGAUACAACUCACGAGAUCUUGUAUAACAAGUAUUAGAUGAGGAGAUCUUUGUUGAAGAGAAAUCCCAAGUCCAAAUCUAGUAUAUUAGUAUGUCUCAUACUAUAUUUGAUUAUAUUUGAUAAUAUUUGAGUGAUUGUAAUUCAUUCUUAUUUUAUUUACACUUUAUCAUAUCAAUAUUAAUUACACAAUUCCACUUUUUUUAAUAACUA
Cuscuta epithymum is the source of this 2089-nucleotide messenger RNA. NCBI's taxonomy places the organism in Eukaryota, Viridiplantae, Streptophyta, Magnoliopsida, Solanales, Convolvulaceae. The record is from the annotation of a GenBank genome assembly.